Molecule: messenger RNA, 1780 nt
Organism: Cydia splendana
Lineage: Eukaryota; Metazoa; Arthropoda; Insecta; Lepidoptera; Tortricidae
Product: putative zinc finger protein 730
Exons: 9
Coding region: 68-1780 (570 amino acids)
Biological process (GO): regulation of transcription by RNA polymerase II
Cellular component (GO): nucleus; chromosome
Molecular function (GO): chromatin insulator sequence binding; zinc ion binding
Source: RefSeq, a predicted model, not a curated record
AUAUUAUAGCUAAUUCUUGUUUACUUAUAAAUCCGCGAAUUUUGUGGUAGUUUUAAUAAUUUGAAACAUGAGCAACAAAUUGAUUAUUUGCCACGCAUGUCUGAGCACAGAGCGGACACUGUUCCCCAUUAAAAAAUUACAAGAUUUACUAACAAAUGUGGACUUGUUUGACUUGAAGCUGAGUAAUGAAGGGGGCGUAUGCUGGGAAUGUAAAAGAAAUUUCUUGAAGUUUUCGAGGUUCAAAAGACAAAUUGAAUUAGCUCAAGAAUCUUUACAGCAAGUGGAAAAGCUCCAGGGCCUGCAAUGCCUGAGUACAUUAUUAUGUACGGUUUCUACUACCCCCAGUUAUUCUAUAUCAUAUGUUCAACCAGCCAACAUCGAAACCAGAGACAACCAACCUAAAAUAAAACAAGAAGUUGAUGAUGCAAACAACAUUUCAGAUCAUAAUGAUGAUGUGCAAAAUUUACUUGAAUCUGAUGUUGAAAUAGACAUUAAAAAAGAAGUUAAUCCGACAGAACACACACAAGACAAAGAAACAAAGAAAGGGAGAAAAAAAUUUAAAGAAUAUAUACAAGGGACAGAAAUAAGGAAAGAAAGAAAAAUAAUUAAAAAGAAAGUUAAAAACCUACCAACUAAUAAAAAUAAAGUUAAAAAACCACCAAUUGUAAAGAAGAAAAAGAAAAUAGUAGCAGAUGAUAAAGUGGAUUUUGAUGAUAUUAAGGAUAAGUUCAUAGAAAUAGAGUUCACAGAAGAGGAGAUGGUAAAAUGCAGAGAAGAGAAGAGAAGUCACCCGAACUUUAAGAAACUACCAUACAAUUGCUACACAUGUGUGCUAGGGUUUACAAAAAAGGAGAAUCAUGAAAUGCAUAUGGAAAAAAAACACAAUGCGAGUAUCGGUCAUCACAUCUGCCCAGUAUGCCAAGUGCGCUUCGCCAGCAGUGCAACUUUAACCAAACACGUUCGGAAGCAUUACCACUGCUACCGCUGCAAACUUUGCUCGUAUGAGACCACAGAGCUCUGGUCAGCGCUCAGCCACAGUCAGGGCAAGCACAGCGGGGACGAGGAGGGCAGUAUACAUUGCAAGAAGUGUAGCUAUGUUGCCAAGUGUCGCGAGGAUUUGGAGGCUCACACGAACUCCCAACAUUAUCUCGUUUGCAAAGAGUGCGGUGAGAAGUUCAAAGGGUCCCACACGCUCAAAACGCAUAAACGCCGUAUCCACGCCUCCGUCCGCGAGCACGCAUGCGACACGUGCUCGCGCACGUUCCGGUCGCGCGGGCGGCUCGAGGCGCACGCCGCCGCGCACGGGCCCGCCGCCGCCGCGCGCCUCGCCUACUGCGCCGUGUGCCACGUGCAGUACAAGAACGUCUACGUGUAUAGGAACCAUCUGGUGAACAGCGCCAAUCAUAGCGAGAAGAGGUAUCACUGCGAAGAGUGUGGCAAGAAAUUCGCGUCUAAAGUCUACUACAACAGGCACCACACAUUUUAUCACCAGAAAGAGUCUAACCACAAAUGCGAGCUUUGCGACCGGUUGUUCAUAUCCGACUUCCGGCUGCGACACCACCGGCAGAUGCGGCACGGCGCCGAGCGGCUCCGCAACCACGCGUGCGACCAGUGCGGGAAGAAGUUCUAUACGGCGACGACACUGCGUGCGCACCUGCUGACGCACUCGUCCGCGCGCACGUUCAUGUGCGCGCACUGCGGCGACACGUUCAAGCAGCGCCCUGCGCUCUACACGCACACGCGUCUCGUACACCAGGGGCUCAAAAGACACGCUACUUAG